Molecule: messenger RNA, 3521 nt
Organism: Porites lobata
Lineage: Eukaryota; Metazoa; Cnidaria; Anthozoa; Scleractinia; Poritidae
Source: the annotation of a GenBank genome assembly
ACCCACAAAGUGAGUUUACUUGCUGCUGGUGUAUUUGGUCACAGCCUUGGUUCCUUCACUGACAGCGUGUUUGGCCAGUUCACCGGGCAGAAGCAGCCUGAUGGCAGUCUGGAUCUCGCGAGAACUGAUGGUUGAUUUCUUGUUGUAGUGGGCAAGGCGGGAAGCUUCGGUGGCGAUGCGCUCGAAGAUGUCGUUGACAAACGAGUUCAUGAUGCCCAUGGCUUUGCUGGAGAUACCAGUGUCAGGGUGAACUUGCUUCAACACCUUGUAGAUGUAGAUGGCAUAACUUUCCUUUCUCUUUCCCCUCCUCUUCUUCUUUCCAUCAGAUGGAGCCUUUGCCUUUCCAGCUCUCUUCUCGCCUUUCUUUCCUGCAACUUUGGGUGCCAUGUCUGUCGAUCAGAAUGGAAGUGAAUGCAAUGAGUUGACCCAGAUUCUAUUUAUAUGAAAACCAUUAGGGGAUCAAUUAACAUACGGAUCGAAAUCCUUAAGUUUUAAUUGGUUACUCUAUUUCAAGGUCCAUGUGCUUCUUGAAUGUACAUCAUCAUAUUUCAUAAACACUUAAAAUUAUUAAGUCUAAUUGGUGCGUUUCGAUCCCAUUCAAAUUUUGCCGCGCGUAUAAACUCCAAGGUUUUUUUAAAGAUCAGUUCAUUCACUCGUGCAUUUUCGAGCUAAAACGACUGUGUUGAAAAUAUGUCUGGUCGAGGUAAAGGAAAAGCAAAGGGCACCAAGUCCAAAAGCCGAUCAUCCCGAGCAGGACUUCAGUUCCCUGUUGGACGUAUCCACCGUCUUCUUCGCAAAGGCAACUAUGCCGAGCGUGUUGGCGCUGGUGCUCCAGUCUACUUGGCUGCGGUGCUCGAGUAUUUGAGCGCCGAGAUCCUUGAGUUGGCGGGCAAUGCUGCUCGUGACAACAAGAAAACCAGAAUCAUUCCCCGUCACCUUCAGCUUGCUGUCCGCAACGACGAAGAGUUGAACAAACUGCUUGCCGGCGUCACCAUCGCGCAAGGAGGUGUUCUUCCCAACAUCCAGGCUGUACUUCUGCCCAAGAAGACCGAGAAGAAACCAAAAGCCUAAACAGUCCUACGCGGCGUUAAAACAAACGGCUCUUUUAGGAGCCACCACAUAUAACAAAAGUCAUGAUCAUAAAGAGCAAAAUAUAUCAACCAAUUAGUACAUCUAUUCUUUGCGAAUAAGUCAGUGAAGCCGUAAAGUAACCCCCUGUUUAGCCUGCAUGAUAAUCCUCAGUGACAACUUACGGUUAAAACUCCAUUGAUGAAAAGAGAAAGCAGUUUCGGGUACAGUAAAAACCCACGAGUAAGAACCUAAGAUUUAAGAACCUGUUAGGCUAAAAUUUGCAAUUUAGAUCCCCUCUAUAUAAGAACCUCUUUAGCCUAAAAUUUGGAGAAUUGUUCUUAUUUUCAAAAAUCAUUUUAAAAAAAUAUUUACUAAUUGCAAUUGCAAAAGGCAAGUUAGUACAUAAUUAUAUAAACGUUGUUUGAUUGAGGUCAUUGAGAAAAUGUUUAUAAUAUUGUGUUUUACAGCACAAUCAUGUAUAUAAAGUUGUUUUGACUCAAGAAAUUAAAAUUCAUGUGAGAAUAGAUCUCUAUUAUGGUCAUAUUAAAAUAUAAGCAAUCGUUACAUAUGCAAAUUUAAGGGUGCUGAUCACUAAAAUCUUCUUCGCAACGACAUAAUUUUUUGCAAGAAAUUAAGAACCUAGAUAGCGUAAAUUUAUGUUCACCACCAUUUAUGUAAGAGCCUGUUUAGGCUAACCCUGGAAAAUGUAGGUUCUUACUCGUGGGUUUUUACUGUACUUCAUACAGAAAGAAAAUGAACUGCAUACGAAACGACCACAUUUUGGAGAGGGAAAGAAUUGGGCAAACUGUGAUAAAUCAGUGAAAUAAUAUGGGUUUUCCGAAAUGUCUCAUAGAUCACCGCGCUUCACCAAAUGCAAAUCUGUUCAGGACGCCGGCACGCAACUCGUUUCUCUUUUGUUAUCAAGGAGCGUCCUUUAUACAGUUGAUUGCUUUUGGGCAAAAACGCAUAUUUGCUAGAACCUCUACAACGAAAUUAUACAAAAAUAUUUAACGGUCAGUUGUUGUCAGAAAUUUCCUAACAUUUCUACAUAACGAUAAUUAACACCACUGACACUCUUAUCUUCAACGCGAAAACUCUAGCCUGGGCCCUCUCCUAUUUGGGGAAGCGAAGCGAGCAUUGCGAGAACGCGCGAACGAGGGGCCGAAGAACACGCGGUGUACACUGAAUACGAGAGAAAUGUCACUUUAUUGGCUAUGACUUUUAAAGAUUUGGUGGCUCUUAGAAGAGCCGUUUGUUUGAGUGGGUAACGCAAAGAUCUAACCGCCAAAUCCGUACAGAGUACGUCCUUGACGUUUGAGAGCGUACACCACAUCCAUGGCGGUCACAGUCUUGCGUUUAGCGUGCUCGGUGUAGGUAACAGCAUCACGGAUCACAUUCUCCAGGAAAACUUUGAGAACACCACGAGUCUCUUCGUAGAUGAGGCCAGAGAUUCGCUUGACCCCGCCACGGCGAGCAAGACGACGGAUAGCAGGUUUGGUGAUGCCUUGGAUGUUGUCACGAAGAAUCUUUCGGUGACGCUUGGCGCCUCCUUUUCCUAGACCUUUGCCUCCUUUACCACGACCAGACAUGUUGAUGAUCUUUCUUGAAGCAGAAUAAUGGCUCAAAUUGAGAAUUAUUCCUUUUAUACCACAAAUUAUGACCUCACGGGAAACAGGCUAAAAGAAGUGUGAUUAGUUGUUCGCCAUUGGUGGAUAGAAACAAAAGAGCCAUGAGGUCAAGAUAAUCAUUACCAUCAUAUUGCCUCACCAGACAAGACCGGACAUGUGAGAGGGGCAAAACAUUGACAUUGUCACCAAGAAACGUGCGACUUAACUUCUCAACGGAUUUUAUGCUGAUAUUUUCUAACAACUAAGAACGAAGCUAACAAAUAUUUGUUUCCCACGAAUGAAAAAACCUUGGCAGUCUCGGUUAUCCAAUGAAAUCGCAUAGUUUGUAACCAAUCAGGAAAUAGCGCGCUAAGAAUAAAAUAUUAGGGAUUACUGUCGAAAAAUUAUUCGUUGACUUUUGAGUUAGCAGAAAUGGCACGUACAAAGCAAACUGCCCGUAAAUCAACUGGUGGAAAAGCUCCACGAAAACAGCUCGCCACAAAGGCGGCUCGUAAGAGCGCGCCUGCCACUGGAGGAGUCAAGAAACCUCAUCGUUACAGGCCUGGUACAGUGGCUCUUCGUGAAAUCCGUCGUUAUCAGAAAUCCACCGAGCUGCUAAUCCGCAAGCUGCCCUUCCAGCGUCUUGUGCGAGAAAUCGCCCAAGACUUCAAGACCGACCUGCGUUUCCAGAGCUCUGCUGUGAUGGCUCUUCAAGAAGCAAGCGAGGCUUACCUCGUUGGUCUGUUUGAAGACACCAACUUGUGCGCCAUCCACGCCAAGCGCGUCACCAUCAUGCCCAAGGAUAUUCAGUUGGCCCGCCGAAUCCGAGGAGAGCGUGCAUAA